AUGCAGAAGCUUGAUGCAGAGGGACGCAUCGACUUUGACAGCGCAACGCCCAAUCAAUUUCUCCAUAUUGAUUACGUUUGGACUAAAGGACCUGGCAGGAUGUUCGGCGUCUUGGUUUGCAAGCGAGCCCAUGGCAGUUGGGAGGGAGCGGACGAUGGGGAAGGAACGUCCGCAUUUGUUGUCCUAAAGGCCUUCAGCGGUCAGAUGACCAACUAUUGGCACGUUCCUGGAUGGGUGGGCCCUAUUGCUACUGUCAUCAACGCAACGCCGCUAUACCAGGACUACCGCGCCCUCACGGAGGCCCACUCCGCAAGACUGGCCUCCCUGGAUGCCGCACUGCAGCAACAUAACGAUCAUAACCGCCACAACCGCCAUAACUACCAGCAACCACGGCAACGACGACAGGAACGUGACCAGCGGAACCUGCGACGACGCGAACGCCAGUCCCCAGGUGGUAUCAGGCAAGGCUCCCAGAACACCACCAGAAACAGCCACAGGGGCACCAACAGCGGGGUGGAGCCCGAGGCGGAGGCGGAGGCCUUUUUGCUGCGGCAGCGGCAGCUACUGCGCGCCCGGCGCCGCGCGCUGUCCCUCGAGUUGUUGGGUCGCAUUCAGAACAGCUACAGCCUCCGAAACUUUGCCGGUGACUGCUGCGCACCCAAACUGAUCUGGGCUGCCGUACAGGAAGGUUUGACACCGGUUGGGUUGGUGGAGUUUUGGUACGGCAGCCCGCCCAACACGGCAACAUCGCAGGGCACGACGAGGGCGCGGCAUGACAGCGGCACCGAGGCGGCGGCAUCCACCCGAGUGCACGGGGAGAUGUACGGCAUGUGUGACAAGUGCGAGGUCAUUUUGGGGAGCAUGCUGUGUGGCUUCACGACGUCUGAUGUCGCUCCUCCUCCUCCUCCUCCAUCAUCAUCGUCAUCAUCAUCAUCAUCAUCAUCCUGA
This is a messenger RNA of Volvox carteri f. nagariensis, 948 nucleotides long. RefSeq lists its product as uncharacterized. The transcript is spliced from 3 exons. The record is from RefSeq and is a predicted model, not a curated record. Lineage: Eukaryota; Viridiplantae; Chlorophyta; Chlorophyceae; Chlamydomonadales; Volvocaceae. The coding region runs from base 1 to 948 and encodes 315 amino acids.